This is a messenger RNA of Entrophospora candida, 127 nucleotides long. The record is from the annotation of a GenBank genome assembly. Lineage: Eukaryota; Fungi; Glomeromycota; Glomeromycetes; Entrophosporales; Entrophosporaceae.
GGCUCUAUAUUUCUGGACUUUACGGUAAUACAAUUUUCAUAUGAAGCAGUUGGAAUUAAAACUCUGCAUGAGCCAAACAAGCUAACUGGCUCUCAAGAAGCUUUAGUUGAAUCUUUCUUUAGUCUAA